UUGAUUUAUGUAUUUAUUUGUUUGUUGUUUUCGAGUUUUAAUUUAAUAGGAAAAUAAUAAAUAAUGAAAAAUAAUUAAAUUUAAUAAUGACAUCUAAAACUGGCUUUAUAUCACAAGAAAGUCCAGCAAAUGCAUUGGCACUUAAUAAAGAUAAUUCACAAGUUGUCAUUGCCGGACGAAAUGUAUUUAAAAUAUUUACACUCUAUGAGGAUAAAUUUGAAGAAGCAUGCAAUUUACGAGUUGGAAAAAAUUUAAAUUUAAAUUUUUCAUGCAAUGAUAUUGCAUGGAAUUUAAUUGAUCAUCAUAUAUUAGCAACAGCAGCAACAAAUGGUGCUGUUGUAUUAUGGAAUUUAAAUAAAGUAUCAAGAUCAAAACAAGAACAUGUAUUUACUGAUCACAAAAGAACAGUUAAUAAAGUUAGUUUUCAUAUGACUGAACCAAUGUGGCUUAUAUCUGGUUCACAAGAUGGUACAAUGAAAUGUUUUGAUUUACGUAUUAAAGAAGCUGUUAAAACAUUUUACAGUAAUACUGAAUCUGUUCGUGAUGUACAAUUUUCACCACAUCAACAGCAUACAUUUGCUGCAGUAUCAGAAAAUGGACAUGUACAACAAUGGGAUUUACGUCGUCCAGAUCGUUAUUAUCAAUAUUUUACAGCACAUUCUGGACCAAUAUUUGCAUGUGAUUGGCAUCCAGAAAUGACAUGGCUUGCAACAGCAUCACGUGAUAAAACAAUUAAAAUUUGGGAUUUAUCAAUAAAACCAAAAUGUUUUUAUACAAUAAAUACAAUAGCAUCUGUUGGACGUAUUAGAUGGAGACCACAACGUAAAUAUCAUAUUGCUAGUUGUGCACUUGUUGUUGAUUGUAGUAUAAAUGUAUGGGAUAUACGUCGUCCAUUUAUUCCAUUUGCUAGUUUUAAUGAACACAAAGAUGUACCAACUGGUGUUGCUUGGCGUGGUAAUCCACAAUCAUUUUUAUCAACAAGUCGUGAUUGUACAUUGUAUCAUCAUUUAUUUCAAGAUGCAACAAGACCAGCAAAUAAAGCAAAUCCACAAGGUAUUGCAUUAAAUUGUAAUGGUGAUGUUGCAUAUGCAUGUAAACUUAAUAAUUAUACAACAACAACAACAAAACCACUAAAAAAUUCAACACGUAAAAUACCAACAAGUAGUGAUCAAUUUUGUAUGGCAACAAGUAUUAUGCAUAGAUUUACAUUAACAACUAAACCACGUGGACCAAAAUGGUUUAAAAUAUGUGCUGAAGAAUAUUUAUUGAGUGGUAGAUUGAGCGAUAUUUGCGAUAAAAAUGCUAAAAUUGCGAGUAGCUGUGGUAGACAUGAUGUUUGUGCCAUUUGGAAUAUAAUAAAAACUCUCUAUGAAAGUCCACCAAAAAAAAAUUAUAAGAGUAAUAAUGGUUUAUUUAAAAAAUCAACAAAUAUUAAAAAUAUUGAAUUAUCAUUAUCAUCAUCCAAUGAUGUAAAAAAAAUGAAACAAAAUGGAAUUAAUAAUAAUAAUAAUAAUAAUAAUAAUGUUAGUAUUAUUGAGGAUGAUAUUGAAACUGAUGAAAUAUCAGAAAAUUUUAUUUUUCCAAGAUUAUCAAUUUGUCGAUCAGACUAUCGUAUAUUAUUAAAUGAUCAUAAACGUGAUGCAAAAGGUGAUUUCUUUUUUGGUGAAAGUGAAUUGGAUCCAAUGACAACAAUUGAUUACAACAAUGAUACCACCAGUAAUGAUGAUACCAAUAACAACAACACAAAUAAUAAUAGCAGUAAUAACAAUAAUAAUAAUAAUGACAACAGCAUCAACAACAAUUCAAAUACAAAUACAAAUAAUAACAAUAAUAAUGAUAGUACUAAUGAUAAUACAGCAACAACAACAACAGCAACAACAACAAAUAAUAGUAAUGAUAAUGAUAAUUGUGGUUUAAAUAGAGAAGCAUUUCCUCUUCGUCAUGAAAUACAAGAUCGUUCACCACCACCAGAACAAUAUCCAAAUAAUUCACCUGAAAUAAUUGAUGGUUCUGUAUCGGCAAUUGAUGAUCAACCAUGUCAAUUGGUUUUAACAAAUAUACCAAAACCAUUAUUUUGGGAUCCAACAGAAGUUGUUAAAGAAGCAUUAAAACAUCAUGCUGCAAUACGUGAUGUACAAACAUCAGCAACAAUAUUAAUAGCACUUGGUAAUAAAAGAAAUAAUUUAAAUUUUGAAAUAGCAAUACAAGAACAUUGGCUACUGGAAUAUAUUGACAUGUUGGCUAGAUUUAAAUUAUACAAUGUUAUAACACAAAUAAUUCAGCUUGCAUGGAUACCAUCUGUAUCACAAUUAAAUCAACAAUCAACAAUGAUACAUGUUUGUUGUACAUCAUGCACAAAACCAUUACAAAGAUCAGCAUGGAUAUGUGAUCGUUGUCAUACAUCAAAACAUGCAUUGUGUUCAAUUUGUCAUCAAGUUGUCAAGGGUGUUUAUGCAUGGUGUCAAGGAUGUACACAUGGUGGACAUGUAUUGCAUAUGAAAGAAUGGUUUAUUAAUAAUCGUUGUUGUCCAACUGGUUGUGGUCAUAUUUGUGAAUAUACUUGAUUUAUUUAUAUUAUUAUUAAAUUGUAAAUAAAUUUGUACAAAUUAUUAGAAAACAAAAUUAAAAUUAUUUUAUAAUAAUAUUGUGAUUGAUUACAAUUUACAAUGUUUUUUGCUAAAUUUAAAUGAAUUUUAUUAAUAUUAAUACAAGUGCAAAAAUGAUGCUGCAUUUUGUCGUAUUUAAUUUUUAUUAAUUUGUGCAAUUUGUCAAAUACAUAAUAAGCUUAAUAACAAAUUCAUAAAAUUAAAUUAAUCAAACGACGAAAUGGAAUAGUUUAAUGAAUUAAAAAAAUUAUAAUAAAAAUAUAUAUUUUCAAUUAUAAUUAGUAUCAAACUAUAUUUUAAAAAUUAAAUCAACCAUAGGACAUCAUCAAUUAUCAGUCCAGUAAAAUUAAUUAAUUGUUUGUUUUCUUUUUUUUUUUUUAAAUGAAAAAUAUUAUCUCUUUUUCUUAGAUACACACACACACACACAUACAUAUACAUAUAUUAAUAAUAAUAAUAAAAGUGAAUUUUGAUUUUCUUAAAUCUAUUUUGCUUGUCGUUUUUUUUUUCCUUGUCUUUGUAUUAUUAUUAUUAGUAGUAGUAGUAAUGAACUUGUUUUGUAAUUAUUUAUUUAUCUAUUUUAAUAAAUUAUAAAUUAUAAAAUUGAGUGUUGAUGAUAAAUUGUUGUUAAAGAAUUAUACAACAACGUUUUUUAGUUUUUAUUUCAGCUUCAAUUUGAUUAUCUUGUGCUUUUCGCGCUGCAAUAG
Molecule: messenger RNA, 3310 nt
Organism: Aphidius gifuensis
Lineage: Eukaryota; Metazoa; Arthropoda; Insecta; Hymenoptera; Braconidae
Gene: Wdr24
Product: GATOR complex protein WDR24
Exons: 3
Coding region: 87-2564 (825 amino acids)
Biological process (GO): positive regulation of TOR signaling
Molecular function (GO): protein binding
Source: RefSeq, a predicted model, not a curated record